Aspergillus wentii DTO 134E9 is the source of this 1833-nucleotide messenger RNA. RefSeq names its product putative regulatory factor Sgt1. The record is from RefSeq and is a predicted model, not a curated record. The transcript is spliced from 3 exons. Bases 1 to 1833 code for a protein of 610 amino acids. Gene Ontology annotation, cellular component: nucleus. NCBI's taxonomy places the organism in Eukaryota, Fungi, Ascomycota, Eurotiomycetes, Eurotiales, Aspergillaceae.
AUGAAUCCUAUGUCAGAAGAAGAUCUCGAGUGGUUCAAGUCCACAUUCCGUCCCAUCCCGAAACCCGAGCUUCCUGACGAUAGUAUCGAGUAUUCGAUAUAUUAUAUUCCCUCUGACCCCGCCCCCGCUAUCGUGGAUGAAGCCGCAGAAACACGGUCGCGAUUAGCAGAGGUACAGCGGUCCGCAGCAGAAUUGACAAAGGAGCAUCUGAGGGAUUAUAUCUGGCAACGGGAGGGAUUUCGACUCGAAAUAACCAAAGAAGAUGGAAUCACUUCGUUGCGCGGGCGAACGAAUUUUGGCGACUCGAUUGAGGAUGAAUGGGUUGUUGUUUAUCUCCUGCGAGAAUUGACAAAGAAGCACAAGGAUAUUUGGGCCCAAGUUGUGGAUGGCGAUGGACAAUUUCUUCUUGUUGAAGCAGCUGGCGCUCUGCCCGAAUGGCUAGAACCUGAAGUAGCUGAUAACAGAGUCUGGAUAAACCAAGGAGAACUUGUCAUCAUCAAGCCGAAGAACCAAACGAAGCGAAAAGUGACGGAAACCAUUUCCCUUCCAGAAUCAAGAAGUAUCAUAACAAAAGAGCCCAAGCAGCUUAUGCGCUCUACGAUGAUCCAAGAGGAGGCAUUUUACCGGUUGCGCAAUUAUCCCAAACAAAUCAGCGAGAAUCUUCACUCGGCGCUGGUGACAAUUCCACGCAAGAUAGCCUUUUUAUUGCAUCAAAAGCCCGGUUAUAUUUCACCGGCUGUGGAAGCAUUCUAUCUAAGAGAUCCGAUUGCGCUACGACCCCUUCGAUCUAAAGACACCAAGGAUUUCACCUUCAAACCCGAGGAUCUCGUUACUGUGAGCGUUCGAUUUACUAGGGUCGGUUACGCGCAGCUAAAGAGUCAAGACUUUCCAGUGCCGAAGUCAUGGGAAGGAUUGUUGCCCUCAAAAGAAAAUAAAAAGGCAUACGACCGUGCUGAUACGGGGAUGAAGCUCUCUUGUGGAUUUGAAAUGCUUAUUUCCGAUCCACAAAACCAAGAUAAGCCUUCUGUUAGAGAAAUAAAACUUGUGCUAGAGGACCUGGACACAGAAGACGAAAAACUCCCUACAGAUGAGGAAAUCAAGGGCUGGGGCCAACGCGAAGAUGAUGAGAAAUGGCUAGACAUAAGCUUCGAAGAUCUAGACAGGGAACUAAAGGGCAAGGGUAAGGACAAAGAACAAGGACCUAAGGCCGAAGGUGCGUUUGGAGAUGCAAAUGCCCAGGAAAAUCUCCAGCGUAUCGUGGCCCGUUUUGAAGAAUUCCUGAACGACAACUCAACCGGCUUCGAAGGAGCUGGCUUUAUUGAUGACUUUGGCUCCGACUCCGGUGACGGGGAAGACGAUGAAAUGAGCAGUGAUGGAGAGGAUAAGGAAGCCUCUUUCGAUGAAGAAGAGUUUUCCAGGAUGAUGAAGGAAAUGAUGGGCAUGCCUUCAAUGCCCGGUCUUCCAGAUAACUCUCGGACAUCGUCGUCUCGCAACAGAGUGGAGGAGCUGGACAAUGCGUCGGAUGAAGAUGAUACAGAGCAAAUUCAGCAGCUCUCAAAACAAAUGGAAGCUGAACUGAGAGGCACAGGAGUCCUAAAUUUGAAUCGACCGAAACCAUCUUCAGGAAAGGAAGUGACGGCCGGGGAAAAAUCAAAUGACGCUCAGGGCGCUGAAAAUGCGGACGAGCAAGAUGCUGAAGACGAGGAUGCUAAUAUAAACCUUGCCAAAAAUCUACUGGAAAGCCUUCAGGGGCAGGCAGGUACUGCAGGUCCAGCAUCAAACCUGCUUUCUAUGCUGAACCUGCCUAUACCCAAGGAUGACCGCAGUAAAUAA